AAUGAGUAGAUAAGGUCAAAUGUUGCGUCUCAACUGCCAAGAACACAUAAUGCACAUUACACACGUAACCUCACUUGCAACAGAAGUACAAAACAACAACAGUACUAUACUUGGUAUAUUUUUUUCAACACUGGAUUUCUCCAGUGAAGUCAAAACAGAAAUAAUGAAAAAUAAGUCUGUAUGGAGUUGGAGAAUACAGUUAUUUCAGAAAAAGACAGAAUUGGAAGCAAGAGUUGAAUGACUUACUUGAAGGUGAAGUGUGUAGUUUUUUGUUGUAAAAAUACUUUUCCCAGUUUAAUAUGCCACAGCAACACUGGCUCAACGUGUUAUAAGUUUGGGAGUGGGACUAUCUAUUUAUCUUACCAAUGGAAUCAAUUUAGGAAACCUGUUUAAGAACAAUUCUUUUGCUAUUCAGACAGAAUUUAGGUUUCCUCAUUAUUUAGGUUUCCUCAUUAUUUAGGGUUAUAGAACAGGGCCCAGGCAGAAAUAAAAGUAUGAUACAUACAUGAAGGAAUAUUAUAGUAAUGUCAUGGCAUAUAAUCUUGUAUAAGAAACACAGUUGAACAUUUUCUAGCUAAAUAUUCCAAUUCCAGAUGUCAAGGCUGAAAAUUGGUUGGAGUCUACACACUGAUAAUGUGACAAUCUUUGUUUUGGUUCAAAAGCUGCCUCUUCGAUAGGAAGUAGAUGGCUUUGAGAAAUCCUGUUACACACAUCUCCCUCGAGUCUUCGCUGAGCGAGUGAGCCUUCUUCUCCGUCUUCUUAUAUUUGGAAUUCGAUUAACAUUACAAUGGGUGAGUGGGACUUCCUAGGAAGACUGCUGGAUAGAGUCCAGACGCACUCAACGGUGGUGGGAAAAAUCUGGCUCACCGUCCUGUUUGUGUUUAGGAUUCUAGUCCUCUGCGCCGGUGCAGAGAGAGUGUGGGGUGACGAGCAGUCGGACUUCAUCUGCAACACAGAGCAGCCGGGGUGCGAAAAUGUGUGCUACGACCAGGCGUUCCCCAUCUCGCAUAUCCGAUUCUGGGUACUGCAGAUCAUCUCUGUGUCCACACCUACUCUGGCCUACCUGGGCCACGUCGUCCACGUCAUACACGUCGAGAAGAAAGUGAGAAAGAUGAUGAAGAAAGAGUUUCAGAAUGAGCAAAUCAGUCUGUUCCUCAAGAAAGGCUACAAAUUUCCCAAGUACAGCAGGGACAAUGGGAAGGUCAAUAUUCGGGGGCGUCUCUUGAGAAGCUACAUUCUGAGCUUGCAAUGUAAGAUAAUUCUGGAGGUGGGUUUCAUCUGGGGGCAGUACUAUCUUUUUGGCUUCACCCUUCAGGCAAAAUAUGUCUGCGUCCGUUUUCCGUGUCCUCACAAGGUGGACUGCUUCUUAUCGAGGCCCACUGAGAAAAGCAUCUUCAUUUGGUUCAUGCUGGUGGUGGCCUGUGUUUCUUUACUGUUGAAUGUGAUUGAGAUCAUAUAUCUCUGCACCAAGAAGAUCAACGAGUGCCUCAGCCGUAGAAAGGACUACACCAUCACCCCCGUGACCCCGGCUGUGAACAGGAAGGACUUUAAAAAUACAGAUCAGGUGAUCCAGAACUGGAUAAACUGUGAGCUGGAGCUUCAGAGGAGGGAACCUGGAAAAGCAGCAACCAAGAGCGUGGCUUCAGAGGACCAUAGUGCUGACAUGCAAGAGGUCCAUAUCUGAUCAGCAAGCCUUUGCACACAAAUUCUUUCACACGGUCAACUUGAGCAAACAUCCACUGAUCCAAGUGAUUCAUGCAUGGUUGAGACCCCCCAACUCCAAGCACACUAUGACCGCCUCUCUCUGUUUAACAAAUCAAUAAUGUAUUGCUGAAAUUUCUGAUCUGUUUUUGUUUUUCUGUAAUUUCUGUCUAAAAUUGUACUUUGUAGAAAGUUUCAAUACAAGCUAGUUUCAUGUAAACUGUGUUUUUGUGUUUCAGUUAUUUCUGUUCUGUUUAUUUUGGGGUCAGUACGAUUUUUAAAAAAAUGUUUUUGAAAGCUUAUCUUAUGCUCACCAAGGCUGCAUUUUUUUAUCAAAAAUACAUUAAAAUGGUCAUAUAGUGACCUAUUAUUACAAUUUAACAGUCUUUAGUGUUAUAUUAUUCUUCAUAAAUCAUUCUAAUAUGCUGAUUUCUUAUUAUUAAUGUUGAAAACA
Messenger RNA from Ctenopharyngodon idella (grass carp), 2155 nucleotides. RefSeq names its product gap junction protein, alpha 11 (gene gja11). Gene Ontology annotation, biological process: cell communication. NCBI's taxonomy places the organism in Eukaryota, Metazoa, Chordata, Actinopteri, Cypriniformes, Xenocyprididae. The record is from RefSeq and is a predicted model, not a curated record. The transcript has 2 exons. The coding region runs from base 788 to 1684 and encodes 298 amino acids. Gene Ontology annotation, cellular component: connexin complex.